GAUUAACAUAACCUCAAUCUUGAUGUAUUCUGUAUUGUAAACUUGCAUCUAAUCUUGUUUUCAGUACUGAAGCCUAUUGAAUUUAAGUUUUAUAUUUAUUUAUUAGUCUAUAUAUUGAAAUAAUUAGAAAAUCUCCAAUAAUCUAUUACAAUUUUUGAUAUAAAUAUGUAGUUUUGUAACUUAUGUUACAAAAAAUAAUAGUGAUCUCUUCUAUUGUGAUCAAUAAAUAAUUUGUAGCAAUGAAAAUGAUAAUCAACAUGUUGUUCAAUAGAGUGAAAGCAUUGUUUUUCAUAAUGUUGGGACUGUUGAGGAGGUCACUCUGUUGUUUACGAAGGAGACGAAAACUGUCAUGCGAUUCUGACACUUUGACAACCAUCGGAAUAAUACCACAGUAUGAGAGUCAUCCAAAGCAAGAUGAGUUACAGAAUUGGAGCACUUGGGAAGAUCCUGUUGGCGUAGUUACAGACCAUAAGCCUCAAACUGUACAACAGCACAUUGAGUAUUAUCGCCAACAAGCUAAUGUAAAACCCCAAGAAGAACCACAAAACGACCUGUUUGAAGACAUGACUCCACAGAUAACUCGACAAACUAAAAUUCUCCUACGUCAAGAAAAUGACCAAAGAAGCUCUACUCAAUCUCGAUUAUCGAUUGCUCAAGAUUCGUUUGUUCCUUCCAACGAGGCUGAAUUGGGUUCAUGGGAGGAGAGUGAAGCGAACGGUGUGUGGGACGAGGCUGAGCAUUGGGACACCGAGCAGAUGAUUCGAGAGAAAAAGAGACAGGAACGAGAACUAAGGCUAGCAGAGCUCACCAAGAAAAGACUGGAGAGAGAGCAGCUUAAGACUUUGGGCUCCCGUAUGAGCUGACAUGCUCACAUACAACUUUAAUUCUAUAUUUUAUAAUAAUCAUUUAGGUAGGCUUGAACUUCACAUUUUAUUCCAAUAAAAUUCAUCGCAACUCUAAAUUCAACCAGAAUGCGCGUGUAAAAUUGUCAGCAUAAUGGCGAGUUUCUUCAGCUUUUCUAUUGGAUUGCAAUUGCAUAUUGUGGAAUGUGACGACCAGUGGAAUGAAGUGCUGUCAAACUUUAAUAGAUUAAUGCCAGAUCAUUUGCUGGUUGUAAUCUCGCCAAGUGCAUGCGUUUUAGAUCAUAUCGUUACGCCCGCACAAUUUAAAGAUACGUACAGACUUGUGCACCACGAACAUUUGUAUUUCAAUUUUCAUUAGCUGUUGCUAUGCUUAUUAUAUCUGUAUCUUUCUGUUUCUAUAGAAAUAAUGAUAUAAUAAGAUAGCAUCAGCUGAUGAAAAGUGAAAUGUGCGUGCUCGUGGUGCAUAAGCCUGUACGCACCUCAAUAUUACUUGAGUGUAAAUCAUCCAGAAGGUAAAAACAUUUUUGUUUGAUAAGACAAUGAAGUCAUCAUAGUUAUAAAAUCAAACGUACAGCUUGUGAUAUACACUAUGAGUAAUUUAAAGACAAAAUGCCAAAGUAUUACUUACUUUCAAUGUCUUGGCAUUGUUGCUCUAUAGUGAGGUCCACGUUAUAAUGGUAGUGGAUAAAGAUAGAAGAAUAGCGAUGCCGAUUCUCUGCA
Messenger RNA from Nilaparvata lugens (brown planthopper), 1583 nucleotides. RefSeq names its product receptor-binding cancer antigen expressed on SiSo cells. The record is from RefSeq and is a predicted model, not a curated record. Gene Ontology annotation, cellular component: secretory granule. NCBI's taxonomy places the organism in Eukaryota, Metazoa, Arthropoda, Insecta, Hemiptera, Delphacidae. Bases 240 to 863 code for a protein of 207 amino acids. The transcript has 5 exons.